AUGGAAGAGGAAGACCUUCAAGCACAAAGCGUUUUAAAUCAUCUUGUGAAACAAGUAAAGCCUAGUGCUGUUAACUUAAGUAUUACAGGUUAUUUGGAUGAACGUUCAUCCCUUAGAAAUAGAGAGCAAUUAAGGGAUCCAUUAACUCCCAAUGCUAAACGGCAGAUAGAUUGUUUAUUCUGA
Dentiscutata erythropus is the source of this 183-nucleotide messenger RNA. The record is from the annotation of a GenBank genome assembly. NCBI's taxonomy places the organism in Eukaryota, Fungi, Glomeromycota, Glomeromycetes, Diversisporales, Gigasporaceae.